This is a messenger RNA of Brassica napus (rape), 1737 nucleotides long. RefSeq lists its product as uncharacterized. The record is from RefSeq and is a predicted model, not a curated record. The transcript has 4 exons. Lineage: Eukaryota; Viridiplantae; Streptophyta; Magnoliopsida; Brassicales; Brassicaceae. Bases 213 to 1391 code for a protein of 392 amino acids.
GACAGGCCUAAUUGAAAUCUAUAAAGACUGGUUUGAGAUGGUACAUUUUAAUCCACAUCAAAUAUCUUAUUUGACUUGAGGCCCAUCUUAAGGCCCAAUACACAUUAUCUAAAACCGCUCUCCGGAGCUAUUCGUCUUCCCCGGCGAAGUUUGCAAAAAAAAAAAAAUCAUCUUCGGGAACCAAACAGAAAGGUUCAAUUUUGAUCGCAGACAUGAAGGUUAUGGACAAAUGGGUCGCCGAAUUUUUCAUCCGCUGUCAAAAAAACCCUAGGGUUUCUCCUACAAACCUGCUCUCCGCGCUGAAAUUCAGAGAGUCCGCCGGCGACUGCUCGUACCUCAAGAAGUCGUCUGUUCUACGGGAAAUCUCCGAUUCGUUGAUCCGCGGCAACGUCGCCGAGGGAACGCUCGACCUACUCGAGACUCUCGAGAAGCUUCAUCGAGGCUCAGUACUCACGGAGUCUCACAAGUUCGCUUAUUGCUGGACGGCUGUUGAGUGCACGGUUAGGUUGAUGUGGCCGUUGUCUGCUUCCGAGGGUUUAUACGGGGACGCUGUCGAGAGGAUAUGGACGAAGAGGAUUGGGGUUUUGAAGGAGAGAGGGAGCGGUUUGGUAAGCGAGGAGUUGUUGAAAUGGGAGGCUGAUCUGAGGAAGGCUGUUGAGGAUGAUGAGGUGUAUAAGCGGAUUCGAGAGAGUAACGUUAGGUACAGUGCCGUGUGUUUUUUGAAUCAGCUUCUCAAAGAGCAGUGGGCAGUGCUUGGGAGCUGCUCUCUUGAAUCAGUUGCUCAGAGGAUGCUUCUUAAGAGCCGCAAGGCUGUUGAUAAGGGCACUAGGCGUUUGGAUGAAGGAGAGAAGGAGAAUGGGGAGGACAAUAGAGAUGUUCACGGAGUGGAAUGUCCCCAACAUGCAGCAGGGGAGGAGGAGGAGAGGACAAUGGGCGUACAAGAACAAGAACAUGAACCAAGUCUUGAUGAAGGGGACAAAAUGGUUGCUCGAGAGCUGAAGGAUUUUUUGUUAGAGAUUCAACGACAGAUGGACCCUUCCUUCACUAGGCAACUGCAAGAACCUAACAAUGCAAAUAUCACUACUCCUCAGCCUUCAAGGAGGGUUAAUAGUACUGGAACAAGCGGUCAAGAUAGUGCAAGUGAGAACAGAGUUAGACCUCAUCUACCUACCCCGGAACCUCUGAAUGUAUCCCCGUUGAAGAAGAAGAGGGCAAAUCCUGUAGCCAGAAGGAUAAAGAAAUUUUGGACGCCCGAAGAAGUGGCAGUUCUGAGGGAAGGAGUAAAAGAGUAUGGUAAAUCAUGGAAAGAGAUAAAGAAUGCAAACCCUGAAGUAUUGGCAGAGAGGACUGAGGUGGAUUUGAAGGAUAAAUGGAGGAACUUGCUUCGGUAGCGGUAACAAGUUUUAUAUUGCUAUGGAGGUUUUUUUGCGUGCGUGACAUAUCAUCAGCUGUGGAGAAGAUGGUAUUAGAAAGGGUCUUUUCACAUUUUGUGUUGUGACAAAUAUUAAUUCGGCCGGUAUGGUUUGGUUAAGACUUGUUGAGAGACGUGUGGGGUUUUUUGAUGUAUAAUUAGUCUGUGUUUAGAACGAAACAAGACUUGUUGCGUAUGCUUUUUUUAACUUGAGGGGGUUUGUUGUUGUUAGUUAGGAACUUGACUUGUCUCUUUCUCUCAAGAUCUGAUUGGUAAGGUAUGGGUGGUGGUACUGUUUGGUUUAAUAUGUUUUGACUAUUGAAUCA